AAAGAAUACACUGGAUUGACUCUACCUUGAUAUGAAGCUGUGCUGUUGUACCGUGGGCGAUUGGUUGAUUGAUUGAGAGGGGCUACCAACAUAUACUGCACAUAACAUACUGAAAUAGAUGGUUCCUCAGCAGUUGGUAUCCCCAGCCUAUAUUCCCCUUUAAAUAUUACUGCUAGACCGUUUUUCCGCCUCUUACUAUAGAUAUGACUAAAAAUAAUCCAGCCAUUUUCCAAUCAGGAAGCUCCCGCGCCCGCGCACACACACAUCCCCGCACUUGGGUCCCCGCACCAGAAAACCAGGCUGGCAGCAAGCUGUUGGAUGGACAAACACGCCACCAACAAAAACCUCCAGGACCAACACCCAACUUCGUCCGACGAAAUACUAAAAGUACCUCAAUUCAUCCCUUCUGUCUCUCUUCUCUCUUCUUCAUCUGUUGCUCUAUUGCACCCUUUUAUCUAUUCACAGCUUUUCAUUGUCUUACUGCCCCACCCCCGCUGCGGAUCAUCGUCACUACCAUGUCUACCCCCUCCAAGAAAUACGACGUCCUCAUCAUCGGUGGCGGCACGGCUGGCUUAGCCACGGCGCUCGCUGUUGCGCGAACCAUCCGUACUGUGUGCCUCUUUGACGGCGGCUCCUAUGGAAACAGCGCCUCCUCGCACAUGCACAAUGUCCUGACUUGGGACCACAAGAGCCCCGUGGAUUUUCGACGUGCUGCGCGAGCGGAUAUCGCGCGCUACGAGACGGUCGACUUUAAGGAUGUCAAGGUGACUAAAGUGUGGAAGCACGACGACGAUAACUUUGAGGUCACGGAUGAGCAGGGCAAUGUGACUACUGGUCGCCGAUUGGUGCUGGCUACGGGCACGCGGGACAUCUUUCCCAAUGUGACUGGCUUUGGGGACUGCUGGUCCAAGAGCAUCUUCAACUGCCUCUACUGCGAGGGCUACGAGCACCGCGGCGCCGCCAACGUAUCCGUGCUGGCCACCGAGAACGUUGCUGCUGCCAACGUGAUUGAGCACCAUGCCCUGAUGGCGCGCCAGCUAGGCAAGCACGUCACCGUGUACACGCACGGCAGCGAGGAGUUUGUGGAGCAGUACAAGACGAGAUUUGGCGCCGAUGCCGACUGGGUGUCGAUUGAGACGCGCAAGAUUGAGCGUCUGCACCAGACGGACGGCCAGGCGCUGAUUGUCGAGCUCGAGGGCGGCGAGAAGCAGGAGCAGACGUUCAUGGUGCAUGUGCCCAAGCCCGACCCUACACUGCAGUUUGAGCACAACUUGGACUUGAAGCUGAGCGACAACGGCAAGGAGUAUAAGACGGACGAGCUACUGGCCAAGAGUGUGUCGGAGAAGCAUGUCUGGUUGCCUGGCGAUGCGUCGUCGCUCUACAGAGCUGUUGGCUGGUCCAUGUCGCGCGGUGCGACGUGUGCUGAGGGUGUCGUCAUGAGCAUUAUGCAUUAAGAUGUGAGACGUGUAGGUCUGUCGUUGUGUACGUUGAUGAUCGGCGGUACUGUUGUAGUAUAGAGGUCGCGAGGAAAAGGCGGAUGAGACUUGGUUAGUUAGAGAGCUGGUUGUAUUAAGAACAGAAUGCAUCUAUCUAGCAUCGCGUUUCCGUCGCACAUUCCUCCUUUCCGUUGUCUGGAAGAAGUUAGUCAGGGUAUAGUACCUGGACUGGACUCGACCAUUGGAUCUGAAGGCCGUGUUGUUUUGCAAAUGCCAAGUUUGCAUUGCGCUUGGAGAUGUCUCCUCCCCCGCCAGCCGAUGUCGCUGCUUGGCUAUGACGCAACAGCCCAAGCCAUGAGAAUCUCCUGUUGCGCUGCAGUUCUAGACCUGCCCGCUCUCCAAACCCCGAAACGCAGCGUCGCAUCGCAGCGGCUGCUCGGCAUGUGCCUGCCAUUGCGCUUCGCCAGAGAAACAGGCAUCGGGAGAGAUCGGGGGACAGAACUGAGAACGAGCGUGGGGGCCUCGGCUUGUUUUUCUGAGAGGUCCCCACGGCCGAGAGCUGGUAGUGGUCGCUGGAAGAAGCGCUGUAGCGCCCCCCCUGUAGACAAGGUGUGCCCACCAAGACCGCCUGUGGACCGAAUAGGGCCCAGCAUGUAGUAAUACUGCGUGCGGCUCUGUCGAUUCUGCGCGUAAGAAGCUGGGGAAAGCGAGUCUGGGCAGGGACGGUAGGGCUAGUGUUAGUAAUUUAGCGAGUUACGAUGCGAGAUUGACAGGAGGAGAUCUGCUAAAUCUAUCAUCAGUAUAAAAAAAGGGAGCGAGAUGAAGAUGAUUAUAAAGCUGUCGAUAGCGGCUGCUACAGCGAGUGUCUGUCCACUGUAGACGCCGCUGUAGCACAGCCCUGGGAGACAAGACAAGGCUCGGACAGGAGUCGGUGCACCGCUCGGAAGUACGACUCUGGGCCGGGCUGCAGAGCCGGGG
Messenger RNA from [Torrubiella] hemipterigena, 2414 nucleotides. NCBI's taxonomy places the organism in Eukaryota, Fungi, Ascomycota, Sordariomycetes, Hypocreales, Clavicipitaceae. The record is from the annotation of a GenBank genome assembly.